Messenger RNA from Parus major (Great Tit), 1043 nucleotides. Its product is annotated as tubulin alpha-1B chain-like. The transcript has 6 exons. Gene Ontology annotation, biological process: microtubule cytoskeleton organization; mitotic cell cycle. NCBI's taxonomy places the organism in Eukaryota, Metazoa, Chordata, Aves, Passeriformes, Paridae. The record is from RefSeq and is a predicted model, not a curated record. The coding region runs from base 99 to 1043 and encodes 314 amino acids. Gene Ontology annotation, cellular component: cytoplasm; microtubule. Gene Ontology annotation, molecular function: structural constituent of cytoskeleton; GTP binding.
CGCUAUAAAGCCCCGCACCGAGCCCCGCGCUCCGCCGCGCCUCUUACAUCGACCGCCUCAGCGUCGGGCUGUGAGACCGCCCCGGACCGACCGCCGCCAUGCGCGAGUGCAUCUCCAUCCACGUGGGCCAAGCGGGCGUGCAGAUCGGCAAUGCGUGCUGGGAGCUGUACUGCCUGGAGCACGGCAUCCAGCCCGACGGGCAGAUGCCCAGCGACAAGACCAUCGGCGGGGGGGACGACUCCUUCAACACGUUCUUCAGCGAGACGGGUGCCGGCAAGCACGUGCCCCGGGCCGUGUUCGUGGACCUGGAGCCCACGGUGAUCGACGAGGUGCGCACGGGGACGUACCGGCAGCUCUUCCACCCCGAGCAGCUGAUCACGGGCAAGGAGGAUGCGGCCAACAACUACGCCCGCGGGCACUACACCAUCGGGAAGGAGAUCAUCGACCUGGUCCUUGACCGCAUCCGCAAGCUGCGCGAGUGCAUCUCCAUCCACGUGGGCCAAGCGGGCGUGCAGAUCGGCAAUGCGUGCUGGGAGCUGUACUGCCUGGAGCACGGCAUCCAGCCCGACGGGCAGAUGCCCAGCGACAAGACCAUCGGCGGGGGGGACGACUCCUUCAACACGUUCUUCAGCGAGACGGGUGCCGGCAAGCACGUGCCCCGGGCCGUGUUCGUGGACCUGGAGCCCACGGUGAUCGACGAGGUGCGCACGGGGACGUACCGGCAGCUCUUCCACCCCGAGCAGCUGAUCACGGGCAAGGAGGAUGCGGCCAACAACUACGCCCGCGGGCACUACACCAUCGGGAAGGAGAUCAUCGACCUGGUCCUUGACCGCAUCCGCAAGCUGGCCUGGGCCCGCCUGGACCACAAGUUUGACCUGAUGUACGCCAAGCGGGCGUUCGUGCACUGGUACGUGGGGGAGGGCAUGGAGGAAGGGGAGUUCUCGGAGGCCCGUGAGGAUAUGGCUGCCCUGGAGAAGGAUUAUGAGGAGGUGGGGGUGGAUUCUGUUGAAGGAGAGGGAGAGGAGGAAGGGGAGGAAUACUAA